AUGGCCGAACUUCCUGACCUAGGUGGCAGAUGUUUUUUUGAAAACUGUAAAAGGCUGGACUUUCUACCGUUUACAUGCCCACUUUGCAAAGAAUGUUUUUGCUCUGACCAUCGAUUCACUCAUGGAUGUGACAGCUCAAAGCAAUAUGACCCAAACACAGCUGUAUCGUCUUCUUCUGGACCACUACGUAACUUUCUCUGCAUGUUAAAUAGCGGGAGAUUCCAGACAUCGUCAUGCUGA
Molecule: messenger RNA, 240 nt
Organism: Haemonchus placei
Lineage: Eukaryota; Metazoa; Nematoda; Chromadorea; Rhabditida; Trichostrongylidae
Source: the annotation of a GenBank genome assembly